AGUGUCAGGAAGAGGAAGAGCGCGGCCGGCGGCGGAGCGCGGCGCGCCGAGCAGGGCCGGGCCGAGGCGAGCGCCGCGCGGCCACCACCAUGGCCACGGAUGAGCUGGCCACCAAGCUGAGCCGGCGGCUGCAGAUGGAGGACGAGGGCGGCGAGGCCGCGGAGCCGCCGGGGCUCAACGGCGCGGCUGCGGCGGCGGCGGCCGGGGCGCCCGACGAGGCGACCGACGCGCUGGGCAGCGCGGACGAAGAGCUGAGCGCCAAGCUGCUGCGGCGCGCGGACCUCAACCAGGGCAUCGGCGAGCCCCAGUCGCCUAGCCGCCGCGUCUUCAACCCCUACACCGAGUUCAAGGAGUUCUCCAGAAAGCAGAUCAAGGACAUGGAGAAGAUGUUCAAGCAGUAUGACGCCGGGCGGGACGGCUUCAUUGACCUCAUGGAACUGAAGCUCAUGAUGGAGAAGCUGGGGGCCCCCCAGACCCACCUGGGCCUGAAGAACAUGAUCAAGGAAGUGGACGAGGACUUUGACAGCAAGCUCAGCUUCCGGGAGUUCCUCCUGAUCUUCCGCAAGGCAGCGGCCGGCGAGCUGCAGGAAGACAGUGGGCUCCACGUGCUGGCCCGCCUCUCCGAGAUCGACGUCUCCACCGAGGGCGUGAAGGGUGCCAAGAGCUUCUUCGAGGCCAAGGUCCAGGCCAUCAACGUAUCCAGCCGCUUCGAGGAGGAGAUCAGAGCCGAGCAGGAGGAGAAGAAGAAGCAGGCGGAAGAGAUGAAGCAGCGCAAAGCGGCCUUCAAGGAGCUGCAGUCCACCUUUAAGUAGCCCGGCCCACCCUUGGCCACCGCCCUGCCUGGCAAUGCCCCAGCCCCCAGGCGCAUGGGGUGGGGCACCUCCACUGCCCAGGACCACUGUGGAGGGCCCCAACACCUCUGCAAGCCUAGCCAAUGGAGGGCUUCAUGGAGGCGGCCACCGGCUCCCUGUUCCCUCCCGCUGUCCAUGAGGCUGUGAUACCAGCACUGGCCCCUUCCUGGCCCAGCCCUGCUCCUUGCACCACUGGCUGCCUGCUGCCUGCUGCAGCCCCUCCAGGCCCAGCUCCUGCUCCAGAUCCCCACAGCCCCCCUCCCACCACACCCCACAUACACCAGCCUGCGUGUCCAAGGUCCCCGGGCCCCUCCAGCCCCUUCCUCCAUGGGGGAAGUCCCAGAGACAACAGCAGUCAUGGGACCAGGUAGUCGGGGGACCAACAGAAGCACCAGGGCACCCUCAUUCCAGAAACCUCUCGGAUCUGCUGGCAGGGCACAGCUUCUGUUAAGAUGAGGGGACCCCCCACAGACAUGGAGGCAGGGCCCAGCCAGGCAAAGAGAGGGGGCCACUGUGCCCAUCUACCUCAUGGGCCCACACUCUGCCGGGCACACCGUAGGAGCCUGGACAGGAAGACUCGGGGGGCAGUGACCCCUCCGCUCGCUAACACUCUGGGGAUCCCAAUGGCCUGUCGGAGGUAGAGCGAGAGGAGACCACCACUUCACAGUGGUCAUCCCAGAGCUUGGUUUGCAUGCAAGUGUGGGGCAGGAUGGGGGAGCGGGCCUGGCUCCACCCCAUCCCACUUCUUUCCCCAAGGGGUGGUCAUGCCUCGUCCACCCACGAUGGGUCCUGCCUGUCAGGCCUAGCCACCCCUGUGCCCAUCACCAGCCAGGUGGCGGCCGAGGUCCUCCCACAUGCUUGCUAACGUGUGUGUGUGUGUAUGUGUGUGUGUCUGUUGCUGUGUUGUGAACUUGAGCGUCACCCAGUCCGAGCCAGUGAACAGCCACCCUGGUCACCCUUAUGCAACUCCCCGCGUGCGUCACAACGGCGUCACUGCUUUGUCAACUCAGUCUUUAUUUUAGGAAAGCCCCCUCCCCCCGACACAGAGUCCACACAGCUCCAUGCACCUGCAGAAGUUGUCUUUUUUUUUUUUUUUUGGCCUUAGAACUUGCAGACACUGGGAGUUCCCGAGCCGGGAGUGGCAGCCCUGGUCUGGGAUUGCGUUUGCCUUAGUGGAUGUGUCUACAGAUGAAUAUAAAAUGUGCUUUUGGGGGAGGCUUUUGGCUUUAUAUUUUUUUCUCCCUUCUC
This is a messenger RNA of Ochotona princeps (American pika), 2099 nucleotides long. It is a transcript of the gene EFHD2, whose product is annotated as EF-hand domain family member D2. Bases 90 to 812 code for a protein of 240 amino acids. The record is from RefSeq and is a predicted model, not a curated record. Gene Ontology annotation, molecular function: calcium ion binding. Lineage: Eukaryota; Metazoa; Chordata; Mammalia; Lagomorpha; Ochotonidae. The transcript is spliced from 4 exons.